Molecule: messenger RNA, 729 nt
Organism: Lachancea mirantina
Lineage: Eukaryota; Fungi; Ascomycota; Saccharomycetes; Saccharomycetales; Saccharomycetaceae
Source: the annotation of a GenBank genome assembly
AUGUCAGAAAACGAGUACAGUGAGGAUCAAGAGAAGAUUACGUUAUCCAUAUUGGGGCAUGAAAAGUCUGCUUUCUACGAACUUCUUCAUGUCGAAAAGAAAGCCUCUGACAACGAGAUCAAAAAGGCCUAUAGGAAACUGGCUAUAAAACUCCAUCCGGACAAGAACAAACAUCCUCGUGCCAGCGAGGCUUUCAAAAGAAUAAAUAGAGCCUUUGAAGUGCUAAGCGAUGAACAGAAACGAAGGAUGUUCGAUCAACUUGGAUACGAUCCCGACGACCGGAGCGCAGCGCGCGAUCCCUUCUCUAGUGGUGCUGCAAGUAGCAGUUCCGGCUUCCGGUCGAGUGGGUUUGGUCCCCAGGGAAUGUUUUAUAGACAAGCCGCAGGAAGGCCCCCACAGGACAUUUUUGAUUUCCUAUUUAACGCUCAUGCCGCUGGCGGUGGCCAUCCAUUUAACGGUGGACCCUUUGGCGGACCCUUUGGAGGCGCUUUUGGAAGCCCUUUUGAUGGACCUUUUGGUGGUGGCGGAACAACUUUCACAUUCGGUGGCCCUAAUGGCUUCAAAGUCUACACUAAUGGUCAAGGUGCAAGAAGGCCGGCCGCAGGGGCUUCCACACAGACGGAUGAGCAGGCUGAGAAUAGAGAAAUUCACCAGAUUAUACGAAUUUUGGUGCCGCUUCUUUUCAUAUUGUUCCUUCCUAUGUUGGAGAGGUUACUUUUCGGUUCUUGA